GAAACCCUGAUUUCCAUGUCUUCUUUCUCCACUUUCGCCCCACGGCUUACUCUACAAAUGCUGAAACCGUGGCCACGAUGACCGCUCCUGAUUACCGGGCGACGGCGACGGGAACUUUAGAAAACGGCGAGUGCCAGAGACGACAUUGAUCCUUAUGCAUGGUGAGAACGGAAGAGCAAGGUGGCUGUGGCGCCAGCAGAACUAGAGCAGAGGAAAGGGGAAACUGAUGAGAACAAUUUUUAACUGACUACCAUGCCUUCUGCGUAGAUGAUCUGAGAUGGAGUGGAGAAUGUUGCGCUGGAGAGGAGAAGUUGAUGGCAGUACUUCCUCAACUAAAGUUUUAUUCAAAAACUUGAAACUACCAUGUGUGAAGAACUUGUUUUAUAGGAUUUCAUUGCACUCAGUACUAACGAGUGGGUGAUUACUGAACUAAUGCUACUGGUUGAAGCUGUGAUAUUGCUAUUCUUCAGAACUUCCUCGAAAAAUUUUAGCUUAUGGGUUUGUAAGAGUUUGAGUGUAGCAAUUCGAUUGUUCUUAAUUUACCCUUUUUCUUUUACGAACAUUUGGCAAUGGUUGGGGAUGUUGUAUCCAAGCCUGAAUCGUCUAAUUCCUGCUGUAAAGUGUGGAAAGAUAUGUACACAAAGCUUGAAGAGAAGAGAAUUGCUCUACGUCAGGCAGUCAAGCUCCUUGAGGAACAAAUCAGGAAGAUUCAGGCGGAGAAUCUUAAUCUUAAAGAGGGAUAUGAGAAGGAGAAAGCUCGAGCUUCUAUUGAGAGAGAGAGCAAAGACAAAGAAUCUGCUAUAAGAGUCUCCUUAGAGAGGGAAAUUUCGGACCUCAAAUCUCAAAUUUCUUCAUUGAGACAAAAUGAUGUAGAGGCAGUUAAUGUUCAUGGAGAAGUAGAUCAUCUUAAUGUUCUUGUUGCUGAGGGUAAGAAGAAAAUUAGCCAACUAAAAGAACUUCUAGAGACAGAGAAGAGAAGGACAGAUGCUGAAAGGAAAAAUGCUGAAGCGAGGAAGGAGGAAGCUGCUCAAGCUUUGAAAACUAUGAAAAUUGAAAGGAGUAAGGCUAGUGACUUGAAGAAGUUGCACAAAACUGAAAUGGAUAAGGUUAAUGAAUUCCGACAACAACUAGGGAUGUUAGAAAAAGAAUAUGAAGAAACGAAGUUAAAGUUGGCUAGCAAAACUUCUAAACUAACUGAGGUAAUGAAAGAUCUAGAGAUAGAAAAGCAAAGGACUUUCAAAGAGAAAAAGCGUGCAGAUUCUGAAAUGUCUAAAGCACAGGCUUCAAGGAUGCAAACUGAAGUAACCAUGAAGCAGGUUGGGGAAGAAAAAUCUAAGGCCGAAAACUUAUUUCAGCAAUUAGAAAGAAAGACAUGCAAGAUUAAGAAAUUGCAGAAGCAGGUCAAAGAAUUCAAGACCUUGAAAAAAUUUAUUGAAUCUUGUUGUGGUCAACCCAUCAAGAGAACUAAUAGUAAGGAUGUGAAAAAGAAUGAUAAACCUUGGUUGGAAAUGAUACAGAGAAAUGAAAACGAAUUGAAGUUGGCUUUUGAGUAUGUUAAGGCUAAGGAAGUUAACAUAAAGCAUAAGAUGGAUGAAGAUCUGGCGAUUAUGAAGGAGAAGACGGUGAAUUCCAACAUGAUGAAAUCAUCAGAACUGAAAAACCAUUUAGAGAUUUAUCGCAGGAAGGCCAUGGAUGAACAAUGCCGUGCUGAUAAAUUGUCUCUUGAAUUAGAAGAAAAGAACAGGAAAAUUGAGGAAUUGCAAAAGAACUUGCGUGGAUUCAAGUCUUCUAGGAAAUUGGCUGAUGCAUCUGCUGUUUCUUUUGAACAUGCUAUGAGUUCCGAACGUGCAGAAAUGAAGCUUUUGAAAAAAAAGUUAAAGUUUGAGAAGACGAGACUAAAACAUGCUAGACAAGUGGCUAACUUGGAAAAAAAUCAUCGUUCUGUUAUUCAACAAGAACUGGGUCGUUUUAAGCUAGAAUUUGUUCAGCUGUCAAAUCAUUUGGACGACCUGCAUAAAUUUUCCUCUACUGGCACUAAGGAUAAUGAUGACUCGGAAAAGACAAUGAAUGCUGAGAAAUUGCAAAGAUCGUACCCAAAGAAGAAUCUACGUGCUAUAGAGGCAUUCCAAGCCUGGAUGCCUGAUACUUUUAGGCAGGCCACCCCACAUCAUGGUGCUCCGUUGCUUCCUUCGUCUGUAGGGAAUCAUAUCACAUCUUUAUCAGGUAUUGAAUCUAGGUUGGAGUCCUUUCCUGGAGACUCUAACAGAAAAAUGUUACAAAGUUGUGCAGUCAAUUCCAGUACUGCAUCUUUUUCUGAUGGUCAGUUGGUCGGCUCACAGGAAAAUGGCUUUCGUUUGACAGCAACAAAGUUGGCUGGAGAGAACUUCAACAUGCAACCAAGAAUAUCCAACUUAUCUAGUGAAGUUAGUAAGAUGAAAAGCAAUGAAAACCUUGCCAUGAUGGCAGGAAAUAGUGUCAGAAGUCAUAUUAAAAAUAAUAUUGGAAGAGCUAAUGAAAAACAAGGAAAGAGAAAAAGAACCAUUGAAACUGUUGAAUCCAUUGAUUAUUUAUAUCAUGAGAGUAAGAAAAUGCAUUCUCAGAUUGAAGAGAAGUUGUCUCUUUUGCAUGCUUUAAACAGCCCUACAGAGAAGCCCUUAGAUAAGAGUGAACAUGUAAUAUCGAAUGUGCUUCAAGAUUCUUGUGCUGAUAAGAAAAUUCGGAAGAAAAGAAAGGCUUUGUGCCAGAAGAAAUUAAAGGUGCAACAUUUACUUGAUAAUAGUGAGAUGAAGUUGAACAAAGUUGACACUGAAGUUUGUGCGCCUAAAAGUAUUGGUAUUAAACCUUCUCAACCUGUCAGCAAGCUUAUGGACAAUUGUCAGCCAUGUGUUGAGGAACUUAAUACUUAUGUCAGAAGUGAACUUCAAACCUUGGAAACUUUUGGUAAUAUAGCAAAUGUGGACUAUAUGAAAUUGCUAGAUUUGGAUAGUGCUGCUGAUGAGGAAUGCUACAGGAGAGCAAUUGAAAUGCCGCUGUCUCCGCUUCCAAAUAUUUAUAUUUAUGGCGCUGAAACAUCUGCUUUGAAUGAAUUUGAGCCUCUAGUAGAUGAACUCCAUAAAGAAUUGCCAGAUGAAAGAGAAGGUCAGCCAAAAACACACAGCUACACUGUCAUCGAUGUUGAGAUUAAGUCCAAUUAUACCCAGUCCUGCGACUUUGACUUGUUAGGAGAUAUACAUAGCAGUAAACGCCAACUAGAUCCGUGUUUAAUACAAGGUAGACAAGAGAAUGAUCUUUUUGAUAUUGUACAGGCAGGAAAUAACUGUCUUGAUCAGGUUGGGGUCAUUGUAGGGAUGCCUGGGACAAAUGUUUCUCUUUCUGGUUGUGAAGGGGUGGGAGCAUCGGAAAUUAAAUCUGGAACCCUGGGCAACUCUAACCCUGAUUUUUGUGUUAUUUUCUCUAAUUCAAAUGACUGUCACAGUAUCUUAAAAAUAUUUUCAGCAACUAGGGCUUGUGUAAAGAGGAGCUCUAUAAUUACUCAAAAAGAGUGGAUGGUGCAAGAGAUUUUGGCUUCCCUUAACAUGGAGCAUGAACUUGUACCAAAGGAGAAGACUUGUGUAUUCUUUUCCUUGUUGCUGCUCAACUUCACCGUUGUUGCUGUGCAUAAAUAUGGGAACUUUCUGAACUGCCAUACCUGCUUGGAUUCUUUUUCAGGGCACAUAUGUGAAGCAAUGCUUGAUGUGGCAAUAAGAAGCUUGUUUACUAAAUUGCUCUGUUUGGAUGCGUUACUUGCUCUUAUGGAAGAUUUCCUAAUAGAUGGACAAGUCCUAUCAUGUACUGAUGCCUCUUUUGAGACAUUAACGCAAGGUGUUUUGAGGGUCAAUAUCCCUAUCGAUAGUGUAAAUAGAACAUUGUCACUUACACCAGCAUCAACAGACUAUUUGAUUGCGGGAAGUUCCAUCCUAGCGUCAAUUUCUAAAGCUGUUCAUCGUACUGGUCUUCUUUGGGAGAUAUCAUACAGGAUUUUAAGAAGCUGCAGGUAUGAGUCUUCGUUGAUGUUAACAAUUCUUCAUAUUUUUGCACAUAUUGGUGGAGAUCAGUUUUUCAGUUUGGAAGUGUACUCUAAUCUGAGGGCUGUCUUGAAAUCAAUAAUCACGCACCUUGAGACAGUCGGAUCUUCAAAUGAUGCUACUUUCACCCCACUCAAAAGAAAUUGCAGAGCAGAGUUUGUUCAAUGUGCUAAUUGCCCUUUUUCAGAGGAAGGCAUGUCUAUGCCCAUGGUUGUGUCGUUUCUAUUGCAAUUACUUCCGAAGAAUAUAUCAAAUGAAAUUAUGGAUGAAGAUUUAGAAAAUCCAACUAGUUCAUUAAAUCUGGAAUCCUUGUUCAAGAGGAAUUUAGCUAACCAGAUUCCAUGUAAAAAUUCAAGUGGUAAAGAGGUCCAUCCGUCAGUGUAUUUGGACUGUGAUGCAUCUUGUUGUUUAAAGAAGUUCAAGGUGUCUGAUGAUGAACCACGAUUUCUCUUCAAUCCAACAUUGUGUGAUGUUACCGAUGCCAUAUCAUUGGUUGAACUGCUAGCAUGGUACAUGGGCUGGAAUUGGACAUUCGCUAACAUUAUCCCUCAGCUGAUGGAAUUAUUGAAGUCAUCAGUUACGAAGGGUUUUGCAAUUGUGAUUCUUCUUGGUCAACUUGGGAGAUUUGGCGUGGAUGCUGGAGGCUUUGAAAAUGGAGGAGUUAAAAUCUUAAGAUCUAAUCUAUCAUCAUUUCUUUGCCUGGACACUACCAUUAAAUCUGGCCUCCCUGUUCAAAUUGCCACUGUUUCUUCCUUGUUAGGCCUUCUCCCUUUCGAUUUCGAAACAAUCGUUCAAGAUAAAGUGCGCUGUCGAGCCUCUUCGAAUCAAUAUGUUGAGGUCAACUUAAUAAAGAUGUGGUUUUCUUUAUUAAGCCCGAAACAGAAGGAGUUGUCAUGCAACAUCUUACAAGUUGCUGCUUGCAAUGUAAGCUGAGAUUUGCUUUCCUUUCUGAGGCGUGGACAAGUAAGAGUUAUCACAACCAAUUUUUGAAGAGUCACCUGUAGAUAUUUAGGAAAUUGAGGAUUUGUGCAUAUCUUUAGCCUGUAGUCUAUUUUUCGUUCACACUUUAAAGAGGGAGGAUAAGUACAGUUUUAUGUACUGUUUUACUGAGUACAUUAUCUGAAGCAAGUUUUGUAAAUUACCCUAGUAGCUUCCAUUUUCGUCCUCUCAACUAUAUGUGCAUUUUCUAGAAUUUUUGCUCGAUUUUUAUGUCAAAGGUGUCUUGUACUCG
Molecule: messenger RNA, 5295 nt
Organism: Cucurbita maxima (winter squash)
Lineage: Eukaryota; Viridiplantae; Streptophyta; Magnoliopsida; Cucurbitales; Cucurbitaceae
Exons: 9
Coding region: 570-4997 (1475 amino acids)
Source: RefSeq, a predicted model, not a curated record